Molecule: messenger RNA, 3285 nt
Organism: Penicillium soppii
Lineage: Eukaryota; Fungi; Ascomycota; Eurotiomycetes; Eurotiales; Aspergillaceae
Product: Na+/H+ antiporter Nha1
Exons: 1
Coding region: 1-3285 (1094 amino acids)
Biological process (GO): regulation of membrane potential; sodium ion export across plasma membrane; intracellular potassium ion homeostasis
Cellular component (GO): plasma membrane
Molecular function (GO): sodium:proton antiporter activity
Source: RefSeq, a predicted model, not a curated record
AUGGCAUGGGAUCACUUGGACAUCGAUCGGCCGCAUCUGGCCUAUAUGAUCCUGGGCGGUUUCACAGGCCUGUUCAUGCUGUGCUCCUUGUUCGUCAAGGAGAAGCUUUACAUCGGUGAAGCUACCGUUGCCACGCUCUGUGGCAUUAUUUUCGGGCCCCAUGCGGCCAACCUGUUUAACCCGCACGAGUGGGGAAAUAUCGACAAGAUCACACUCGAAUGCUCGCGAAUUGUCCUGGUCGUGCAAUGUUUUGCCGUCGGUGUCGAAUUGCCUAAGGCGUACAUGGAACGCCACUGGAAGUCCGUGUCAUUGCUGCUGAUCCCGGUCAUGACUUGGGGUUGGUUGAUCACGAGUCUAUUCAUUUGGUGGAUGGUUCCCCCGCUGAAUUGGCUAGAGAGUUUGAUUUGUGCCUCUUGCGUCACAGCUACCGAUCCUGUGUUGGCUUCGUCCGUCGUUGGUAAGGGAAAAUUCGCUAAGCGUGUCCCCAAGCAUUUGCGUGACUUGCUGUCUGCUGAAUCUGGGUGUAACGACGGCAUGGCUUUUCCAUUCAUCUACCUAUCUUUCUACAUCUAUCACUAUCGGCCUGCUGUUGGUGAGGUGUGGCUCAACUGGUUCUGUAUCACCGUUCUGUACGAGUGUAUCUUGGGUGCCAUCUUUGGUUUCGCCAUUGGUUACAUUGCGCGUCAUGCUAUCAAAUGGGCCGAGAACAAGGGAUUGAUUGAUCGGGAGAGUUUCCUGGUGUUCUACUUCGUGCUCGCUGUCUUCUGUGCUGGCUCUGGUAGCUUACUGGGCAUGGAUGACCUGCUGAUCGGAUUCUCUUGCGGUGUGGGAUUCAGUAAUGAUGGUUGGUUCACAGAGAAGACUGAGGAGUCUCAUGUUUCCAACGUUAUCGAUCUUCUGCUCAACUUGGCAUACUUUGUCUACUUCGGAUCCAUCAUCCCCUGGGAAGACUUCAAUUCCCCUGCUCUUGGUCUUACUCCCUGGAGGCUAGUGGUGAUUGCAUUAUUGGUUAUCUUCUUCCGCCGCAUACCCAUCAUGUUAUUGCUCAAGCCCAUCAUACCGGACGUCAAGACUUGGCGAGAAGCUCUGUUCGCCGGACACUUUGGUCCUAUCGGUGUCGGUGCCAUUUUCGCCGCCAUCCUUGCCCGAGCGGAACUGGAAAACGACAAUACACAGCCGGACCCCGAGAACGAAUUACCCAUGCCAGGAAGCAGCAAUUACUACAUCGUGCGGCUCAUCUGGCCUAUCACUACUUUCAUGGUCAUCUCGUCUAUCCUGGUGCAUGGUUCUUCAAUUGCAGUCUUCACCCUGGGAAAACGCAUCAACACCUUGACUAUUACGCUCUCCUAUACCCAGGCCAAUGAAGACGGACCUUCAUGGAUGAAUCGUCUGCCCCGUGUGCAAUCCAUUGCAAAGGGAUCCAUGUCCUUCCGCAAGACCGAGGACACCGAUGCUUCGUCUGAGGAAAGGUUGCCCGAAUAUCCUCCUGGUACUCUUCCACCUAUCGGCAUGCCUGGCAACUUCCUCCGCCGGCAGCGCGAUGAAGAGGACGAAAAUGAGGCUCAGAACCUCGAGUCAUCUCGUCGCAAGGCCCUGCGCAGACGCCGCCGCAAGCGUGAUUCUGGAGCUGGUGGCCCCAUUAGUGACUCCGCUAUUAUGCCCGCUCCUCGCCUCAAGGAAAAUGAGAUUGAAACCGAGGAAGAAAAGAAAGAAUUAGAAGAGCGCGACCAGGUUGAGCGCGGCGCUUCUCCACCCAAUGCAGAACGCGAUCGCUUUGGUCGUGAGCCAGAGCUAGAGGUUUACCAAGAAGGUCACCACAUGAUCAUCGAGGAUGAAGAAGGCAAUGUUCUCAAGACCGAGGAUACCUCCCAUCUUUCUCCGGAAGAAAAGAUCGCGCAUAUCGAAGAACAACGCAGACGUCUGGAAAAUGACAAAACAGGCGAACUAGCUAAAUCCGCGAGUAGUCCACACGAAAAGGAUGAGGGAGAGGAGAUCAAGCAUGCCGUUGAGGAGAAAGCUGGUACUUCAUACGGCAAAGCUAUGAAGAAGUGGACCAACUGGGCCGGGCGUGGAAAGGAGAAGGCCACUGAACAGCCCGAAAAGAAAACAGAGAAGCCCGCAAAGACUGAAAAACCCCCCAAGGCCGAUUCGGCGAAGCCCAAGCCUCGCUCGGCCCAUGCUUACCAAUUCGGCAAUACUAUUAUUGUUGAGGAUGAGGAUGGUGAGGUGAUCAAGAAGUACACCCUCCCCGGUGGCAAGAAGGGCGAGAAGGCCGAAAAGGCCCAAAGCCAGCCCGCUGGUCCCGGUGAAGCACCAGUCCGACGUGGUUUGACUCGCAUGGGAACCUGGUUCGGUAUGGAAGAAGAAGGCGAAACAUCCCAGGCUGCCCAAGAGAAGAAGAAAAAGAAGAACGACGGUGACUGGACAGCCGACGACGGCCUGCGAUUCACAUUGGCUCAAGACCCCGAAGUCAGCUCCCACGGCAUCGGACACAAGGGUAGACGCAUGAACAAGCAGGAAUUCUUCCAGCAGAUCAAGGGCCUAGACGCCAAGGGUCGUCGAGAUGUUGUACAGCAAACGGAUGCUCCAGCGCCAGUUCAAAAAAUGGCUCAACAGGAAGCCAAGCAGGAAGAGAAGGUCGAAGAGAAACAAGAACGACGUCUUUCUGCCGCUGCUGUCGCAGCUACUACUGGCACCAUUCCCGAAGAGGACAUUGAAGCUCUGGAUUCCGAGUCUUUCACUGACAGUGAAGCCAGCGAGGAAGAGUCCGGCCGCCAGGGUGCUCCCAAUGUCGCCGCAUCACUUGCCAAGUUCUCCGGCAAUAGUACCGCCGCCCAGGAGCGUCGCAACAACCACAGCCCUGCGCCCCCUCGCACCCGGGACCGCCCCCGCCGCGACUCUGACGACGAUGGCACAGAGCGUAUUCCGCCUUCGCGUCUCCGCAAAGCUGCCGGUCUGACCGCGCCCCCGCGCCAAAUCGACGAUGACACUGGCGAGACACCGGCUGAGCGUGGCCGCCGUCUGGCAGCUUUGGGUGUGGACGGCGAUGACUCCGAUAACGCUGUUUCCGACUCAGAUGACAAUGAUGCUAUCGUCGACGAGUCCGAGGUCGAGGAGACCGGCGAGCCCAACCAGCUCGCAAGUAGCAAGAACCAGGUCGGCGAAGAGCAAAAGCCCUCUGACCAGUCCUCUCCUUCUGGUUCCGGCUCAGGUUCCGGCUCACAGUCUGUCUCGCGCCACAUCCCCCGCGUUUCCUGGGGAGGCGAGAAGGGACGUGAACUUUGA